Messenger RNA from Pseudopodoces humilis (Tibetan ground-tit), 1594 nucleotides. RefSeq names its product M-phase phosphoprotein 6 (gene MPHOSPH6). Gene Ontology annotation, biological process: maturation of 5.8S rRNA. The record is from RefSeq and is a predicted model, not a curated record. Lineage: Eukaryota; Metazoa; Chordata; Aves; Passeriformes; Paridae.
CCUCCCGCGGCGUGCGCGGCUUCAGCGCUACGCGAGCGCGGGGAUCCGCCGCGGCCUGCGGGCCGCCAUGGCCGGGGAGGUGAAAACCAAGCUGUCCAAGAACCUGCUGCGCAUGAAGUUCAUGCAAAGGGGUUUGGAUUCACAAACUAAAAAACAACUAGAAGAAGAAGAGAAGAAGAUAAUUAGUGAAGAACACUGGUAUCUUGAUGUACCAGAUCUAAAGGAAAAAGAGAGCUGUAUAAUAGAAGAGAGAAGCUUUCUGCGAUGUGAGGAUUUCGUUUAUGGCCGAAUGUCCUUCAAAGGAUUCAAUCCAGAAGUUGAGAAGUUAAUGAUCCAAAUGAACUCUAAGUGCAAGGAAGAAGAAAUUGAAGAGGAUGAUAAAAUGGAGGCUGAUGUGUCAGAUGAAGAAAUGGCCAGAAGAUAUGAAACAUUAGUGGGAACAAUAGGGAAGAAAUUUUUGAGAAAAAGGGACCAACGUGUACUCAAGAAUGAUGACGAAGAUGAAGAUGACGAAAUUGAAGAGGGGAAUAGUAACACAAGACCUAGUAAAAGAGCUAAGAAAAUGUUCUUAAAACCUCAGGAUUAAUGUCAACUGCACAAGUGGAACUUGUUACCUAAUGCCUACCAGAGUACCAAGAACUGGAGAUUGUUUGGAGUUUUUGCUAUUUAAUGUAAAGGGUGGAUUUCUAAAUCUGUUCUGUUCUCAUUGAAAUUUCUACCAUCCACAGGACACACUUUCCAAAGUGGGUGUUUAUAUAAUGGAUGUUGUACAUCCUUUCCUCUCUCAGCAGCUUUUCAUGAGUGGGGCACUCGUCCUGUCAGUCUCUAAAUGUUUGCAUAGUUAAAUUAAGUGUUGCAUGCAAUCAAAAGCAACAUUAUUUACAAUUUAGGAUAACAUCUGAAAGAAGUAUUUGGAGUAAAGAUGAGCUGUGUCCAAUUCAGUAAGGCAGUUCAGCUUUCACUGCUUGCUUUAUUGCAAAAAUGAAACCUGCGCUCUCUUCAAAUUGAAAAAAGCAGAAACAUGCCUGGUUUUUGAGCUUCUUUACUGUGCUAAAAAUAAGAUGGUAAGAACAGAGAUAAAAUCCACUUUAUUGAAUUUUAUUUUUUAUAAAGUUUAUUUUAAAAUCGAGGAUUUUGUAGUGAAACUUUUUUUUAUUCAGCAAGCCAAAUAUUGGGCGACGUUUUCAGUUUGACAUCUGAGCAGAUUGAGUCUUAGUUUCUGCCUUCCAAAAGAAGUUUGCUAAUUUUGCCUUUUUCAGCAAAAAAAUCCAAUCUUGUAAUUAUGUAAGUCUUGUCACAAAAGCAUAAUAACAUUUUCAGAAACAUACUUGAAAGCUGAAUAAAAACUGUGGGGCUUUGUGUUAAUGAUUGUGGAUUAGCUUAUUUAAUGUAAAAAAAUUAUGCUUAAUAUAGUCUGAUACAAGGAGUGAUCUUGUUUUGUGCUGGCCACAGAUGUCCCCCAACAUUAGCUGAGUGCACUGAUUUAUUUAGCAUGUGAUGAAACCAUCUCAAGUUGUGUUAGGAUAGAAUCACCAUUCUCUGGUCACCUGGUGCUCUGGACCUGUUGAAAAACAUCAGUGUGAUCUUGUCUAAU